CCCGAAUUCACACUUCAAAAUGUGAUUAAUGAUAUAAUUUACGGUAUAAAUCAAUUGAUCUUCAAUCCUGAGUUUAAUAAGGUCAUCAUUCCAGUUUUAUUAGCUACUGAGUCAAUUGCAGUUAAGAUAAUUAGAGGCUUGGUUUCAUAUACAGAGAUUGAUUAUACAGCAUAUAUGGAACAGAUCACGAUAAUUAAAAACGGUGAGCUCAAUUAUGCUCAUAUCUUUGGUGGCACUGGUCCAUUGGUGUACCCAGCUGGUCAUGUUUGGAUUUACAGAUUUUUGUCAUGGUUAACUUUUGGUACUGAGAACGUUCCCCUUGGUCAAGCAUUCUUUGGGUGGCUAUAUGUUUUGACUCUGUUGAUUGUCUUUGGAAUUUAUUUGAGACUAGAUGUUCCACCUUGGGUGGUGUACUUGUUGGUUUUGUCCAAGCGGUUACAUUCAAUCUACGUCUUGAGACUGUUCAAUGAUUGUUUCACCACAUUGUUUAUGGUGUUGACUGUUUUAACAUUACAGAAUGCAACUGUUUUCAGACAAUCCAACAAAAAGCUUUCAAAAUUCUUGACAAAUCAAGUGAGCGCUGUGUUUUAUGGUGCUGCCAUCUCAAUUAAAAUGAAUGCCUUACUUUACUUGCCAGGGUUUUGUGUUGUUGUUUACUUUUUAAAUGAUGAAGUAUUAGUCAGGUCAUUAGUCCCAUUAGUUGUGGUUGGGCUUGUCCAAGUUCUGCUCAGUUGGAACUUCUUAUUUAGUGGUGAUGAGAUUAGAGCUAGCUACCUUGCUAAUGCGUUCGACUUUAAAAGAAAAUUCCUGUAUGAAUGGACCGUUAACUGGAGAUUUUUAUCAGAAGACAUUUUCAAUUCAAGCACAUUCCAUCACUUAUUACUAUUCAUUCACGGUGCCUUGUUGUUAGUUUUCAUUUUCACUAAAUGGGCAUCUCCUUAUUGUUCAGGAAAAUCCACAAAGGCAUUGAUCACUGAUUUAUUCAAGGUUUUCCAUCCAACAAUCUCACCAAACCAUGUUAUAAAUAACCCAACAAGAGCUCCUGUGUAUGUUGUUGGAGUUUUGGCAAGUUGUAACUUAAUUGGUGUUAUCUGUUCAAGAAGUUUACAUUAUCAAUUUUUGUCAUGGUAUAGUUGGUCUUUCCCAUAUUUACUAUAUUUGAGUAAUUUCCCUUGGUAUUUGUCUAUUUUUAUAUUUAUGGCUCAUGAAUGGUGCUGGAAUGUGUUUCCGUCAACCAAGUUGAGUUCAGGAAUACUAUUAUCUAUUAAUCUCUUUGUGGUGAUGGGAUAUUAUUUUAAUUCUAGA
Molecule: messenger RNA, 1305 nt
Organism: Hansenula anomala
Lineage: Eukaryota; Fungi; Ascomycota; Saccharomycetes; Phaffomycetales; Wickerhamomycetaceae
Gene: ALG3
Product: dolichyl-P-Man:Man(5)GlcNAc(2)-PP-dolichol alpha-1,3-mannosyltransferase
Exons: 2
Cellular component (GO): endoplasmic reticulum
Molecular function (GO): dol-P-Man:Man(5)GlcNAc(2)-PP-Dol alpha-1,3-mannosyltransferase activity
Source: RefSeq, a predicted model, not a curated record